CAGUUUUUUUGUCAUAAUGUCUAGUUAUAAAUACUUUUAAAGGCACUUUUUUAAGAACUACUAUAAGGAACAGGUUAAAUUAUUUACAAAUGGCAGAUAAAGCUAUUAUGAAGCAAAUUGCAGAACAAAAACUUAAAGCAUUUUCUAUUGGUACAAUGGGCAAAAGACCAUUAAGUAAGAAGGAAUUGGAAGAACAACGUAAAAAGGAACAAGAACAAGCUGCAGCUCAAUCAUUAUAAAUUGUAGCAACUUUUCAAGAAACACCUAAUAAAACAACAAGCAAAGUUUGGGUAAAAGCAGGGACUUAUGAUGCAGGCAAACGACAGGAAGAUACCAGAGAAAAAGGUAAACUUUAUAAACCUCAGUCAAAAAUAUCAGAACUUGUUGAUAGCAGAUCAUCUGCCGAACAAGCACAAGAAUAUGCAAGAUUAUUAGGAUCAAAUGAAAGAAAAUUAGAUAGAUUAGGGAAAAAGAAAAAGGAAGGUGAAAAAAAGAAGAGCAAUCUUGAAUUAUUUAAGGAAGAAUUAAAGAUGAUACAAGAAGAGCGUGAAGAAAGACACAAAUAUAAAGGUGUAGUGAAAAACGUUAUUUCUGCUCAGUCAGAAGAUCCAAUGUUAGCAGCUCUAAAGUGUGUUGAAGAUGGGUCUUUUGACAAUGGUGAUCCUAAUACAACGAACCUAUAUUUGGGUAACUUAAAUCCAAAGAUUACAGAACAACAACUAAUGGAAAUAUUUGGGAAAUAUGGUCCAUUGGCUAGUAUUAAAAUUAUGUGGCCCCGUAGUGAUGAAGAGAAAGCCAGACAAAGGAACUGUGGUUUUGUUGCAUUUAUGAGUCGUAAAGAUGGAGAACGAGCAUUAAAAAAUCUUAAUGGUCGUGAUAUAAUGCAAUAUGAGAUGAAAUUAGGCUGGGGAAAAAGUGUACCAAUUCCACCUUACCCUAUUUAUAUUCCGCCAGCCUUAAUGGAAAUUACACAACCACCGCCUCCAUCUGGUCUUCCAUUUAAUGCUCAACCACAUCGUCGUGACAGACACAAGAUACCCCGUAUUCGUAACGUUCAAACUGCAGAUCUCCAAGAGAAAGAAAAUUUUGAAAAGUCAGUUUUUGUUCAUGCGUUCGCAUGUUUACAAUGUAUGGACAAUGGAUGUACAUAUACAUAUACAUUUAAAAGUAUUGAUAACAAAAAUUUAGUUAUGUUGAUACAUAGAAUGGUAGAAUUUGUAAUUCGGGAAGGCCCGAUGUUUGAAGCAAUGAUCAUGAAUCGAGAACUAAAUAAUCCAAUGUUCAGGUUUUUAUUUGAAAAUUAUUCUCCAGCACACAUUUAUUAUCGAUGGAAAUUAUAUUCCAUAUUACAAGGAGAUGGACAAAAGGAAUGGCGCACUGAAGAUUUUAGAAUGUUUAAAAGUGGAAGUGUAUGGAGACCACCUCCUAUUAAUCCAUGGACGCAAGGAAUGCCCGAUGAAUUGAUCGAAAUGGAAGAAAGACAAGAACCUAGAAGGGGUAGUCUGUCAAACAGUCAACGAGAUCGAUUGGAAGAUUUAUUACGAAACAUAUCACCGGAAAGGAUAAAAGUUGCAGAAGCAAUGGUAUUUUGUAUAGAACAUGCUGAAGCAGCGGAAGAAAUUUGCGAUUGUAUUUCAGAAUCACUAUCUAUACUGCAAACUCCUGUCAAUAAAAAAAUUGCAAGACUAUAUCUCAUAUCUGAUAUUUUACAUAAUUGUGGUGUGAAAGUAAAUAAUGCUACUAUUUACCGUAAGGCGUUUGAAACUCGACUUUUAGAUAUAUUUAAUGAAGUUCAUCAAGCUUAUAAACAGUUUGAUAGUAGACUAAAGGCAGAAGGAUUUAAAGUACGUGUAAUGAGAAUGUUUAGAGCAUGGGAAGAUUGGGCAGUUUAUCCACGAGAUUUUCUUGUUAAAUUACAAAAUACUUUCCUUGGUCUUAUUUUGGUAGAUGAACCUGAACCAGAAAAUGAUGAAGAUAUUGAUGGGGCACCUUUAUCAGAUGUCGACGGAGAUGGUGCAGAAGACUUGGAUGGAGUACCAUUAGACGGUGCUGCUCUUCUUAAAGGUGCUAUGAAACAUGGUUUAACUCCACAAACAACUUCUAACUAUGAUGAUAUUGAUGGUGUACCUAUGGACGAGGAUAUAGAUGGUGUACCAAUGGAUGAAGAUGAUUCUUCAAAUAUACAGAGUAAAGAAGAUGAAAGGAAACCAUCAAUUCCAGCGGGUUUUGUACCAUCUCGUUGGGAAACUGUUGAUCCUGAUCAGGUUGAAGCACAAGCUAUGACGACUAGUAAAUGGGAAGAAUUAGGCCAAAAUGAUGAUUCAAAUUCCCAGGAUACUAGUAUGGAUUCUAGUGGUAGAGAUUACAAUGAAGAAAGAAGAAGUAGAUUGCGUGAAAUUGAAGUUAAAAUAAUGCAAUAUCAAGAUGAACUAGAAAGUGGUAGAAGGACACUAAAAUCCGGUAUGACGAUCCAAGGACAGGUAGAACAUUACAGAAAAAAACUAAUAAGAAAGAGUGAAAGAGAGAUGAAAGAUGCAAAAAGUGAGGAACGUGAUGACGAACGGCGAAGAGAAAAGAAACGAAGCACAACUCCAGAAUCUCCAAGUCACUAUAGAGAUCGAAGGCGAAAUUCGACAAGCCCGUUAUCUAAAAGUAAUAGAUACAGAUCACGUAGUAGAUCACCACGUGGUAAACGCAGAUCACGGUCACCAUACAAAAAACGAGUACCAGUAACACCAUCACCACCACGUAUUCGACGGACACCUUCGCCUUCCUUUUCAUCCAGAGUAUCUCGUAGAUCGCCUGCUAAUGAACGAAAUGACAGAAAGAGAAGAGCUAGAUCACCAUCAUUGUCACCACCACCUCCACCGCGUGCUUCAAAGCAUAGAGUUAACAGUCCUCCUUCUCCAUCGCCACGUAAACAUAGACAUAAGCAUAAAUAUUAAGUUAUGUUAUAUUAUAUUAUGUUUUUUACAUUUCUAGAAGGUAAUCGGCUGACUUCGUAAUGUAUACAUGUCAAUGGACUUA
Messenger RNA from Habropoda laboriosa, 3027 nucleotides. RefSeq names its product U2 snRNP-associated SURP motif-containing protein. The transcript is spliced from 20 exons. NCBI's taxonomy places the organism in Eukaryota, Metazoa, Arthropoda, Insecta, Hymenoptera, Apidae. Gene Ontology annotation, cellular component: nucleus. The record is from RefSeq and is a predicted model, not a curated record. Gene Ontology annotation, molecular function: RNA binding. Gene Ontology annotation, biological process: RNA processing.